This is a messenger RNA of Thlaspi arvense, 363 nucleotides long. Lineage: Eukaryota; Viridiplantae; Streptophyta; Magnoliopsida; Brassicales; Brassicaceae. The record is from the annotation of a GenBank genome assembly.
AUGAGUGGCUAUUCCAAAAUGGAUCCAACAGACGAGAAAGCUGACCCGGUCGACCAUCAGACCCAGAAGCCCGAUCCGGAACCGAUUGAAAUGAAACCAAAGCUGAGCAGGAACAGGUCAGUGUCUGCAUCAGGGCAAGCGGUUCCAUCAAAGGCUGCUAUGUCUAUGAGAAGAUCUUCGUCUGUCUCUGAACGCUACUGUAGGAUCUAUGACCAGAGCUCUGCCACGUGGCCUCUUCCUUUCCAUGAAGAAGAUGAAGAGGACGAAGAUGAUAAAGAGAAGGCGCAGAAGAAGAAGAAGAGCAACAACAUCAAGAAAAAAGCAUUUCUCAAGGCUUGUAAGCGAUUUUUUGGUAUCUCUUGA